AUGUCUUCUUCUCCUUUCUCUUCUUUCUUCUCCUUUCUCCUCCUUUCUCCUCCUUUCCUCCUCUUUCUCCUCCUUUCCUCUUCUUUCUCCUCCUUUCCCCUCUUCUUUCUCUUCUCCUUUCUUCUCCUUUCUCUUCUCCUUUUCUCUUCUCCCUUUCUUCUCCUUUCUCUUCUCCUUUCUCUUCUCCUUUCUUCUCCUUUCUCUUCUCCUUUCUUCUCCUUUCUCUUCUUCUUUCUUCUCCUUUCUCUUCUUCUUUCUUCUCCUUUCUCUUCUUCUUUCUCCUUUCUCUUCUCCUUUCUUCUCCUUUCUCUCCCUUAUAAAAUGAAAUUCUCUCUCUAUCUCUAUCUCUAUCUAUCUCUAUCUCUCUAUCUAUCUAUCUCUCCCCAUCUAUCUCUAUCCCCAUCUCUAUCAUCCCCAUCCAUCCAUCCCCAUCUCCAUCCAUCUCUAUCUCCAUAUCUAUCCAUCCCCAUCCCCAUCCAUCUCCCCAUCCAUCCCCCAUCUCCAUCCCCAUCUCUCUAUCCAUCCCCAUCCCAUCCAUCCCCAUCUCUCUCCAUCCCCAUCUCUCCCUCUCUAUCUCUCUCCUCAUCUAUCCAUCUCUAUCUCCCCAUCCCCAUCCAUCUCCCCAUAUCUCUAUCUCCCCAUCUCCAUCUAUCUCCAUCUCUCCAUAUCUAUCCCUAUCUAUCUAUCCCCAUCCCCAUCCAUCCCCAUCCCCAUCCAUCCAUCUAUCUCCCCAUCCAUCUAUCCAUAUCUCCAUAUCCCCAUCCAUAUCUCUCCAUCCCCAUCCCCAUCUAUCUAUCUCUAUCCAUCCCCAUCUAUCCAUCCCAUCUCCAUCUAUCUCCCCAUAUCCAUCCCAUCUCCAUCUCCCAUCCCAUCUAUCCAUAUCUCCAUCCCCAUCCCCCAUCCAUCCCCAUAUCCAUCCCCAUCCAUCUAUCUCUCCCCAUCCCCAUAUCCCCAUCCAUCCCCAUCUCCAUCCCCAUCUAUCCCCAAUCUCUAUCCCCAUCCCCAUCCAUAUCUCCCAUCUAUCUCCAUCUCUAUCUAUCUCUAUCUAUCCCCAUCCAUCCCAUCCAUCCCAUCCAUAUCUCCAUCCCCAUCCAUCCAUCCCCAUCUCUAUCUCUAUCCCCUAUCUCUCUCUCUAUCUAUCUAUCUAUCCAUCUAUCUAUCUAUCUAUCUAUCUAUCUCUAUCAUAUCUAUCUAUCUAUCUAUAUCUCUCUCUAUCUAUCUCUUGCCUUUUUCAUUCAUCCAUCCAUAUCUAUCUAUCUAUCUAUAUCUCUCUCUCGUUACUAUUUUCUCUAA
Messenger RNA from Acanthosepion pharaonis, 1293 nucleotides. The record is from the annotation of a GenBank genome assembly. NCBI's taxonomy places the organism in Eukaryota, Metazoa, Mollusca, Cephalopoda, Sepiida, Sepiidae.